This is a messenger RNA of Aureobasidium melanogenum CBS 110374, 4296 nucleotides long. RefSeq lists its product as uncharacterized. Gene Ontology annotation, cellular component: membrane. NCBI's taxonomy places the organism in Eukaryota, Fungi, Ascomycota, Dothideomycetes, Dothideales, Saccotheciaceae. The transcript has 5 exons. Bases 1 to 4296 code for a protein of 1431 amino acids. Gene Ontology annotation, biological process: transmembrane transport. Gene Ontology annotation, molecular function: ATP hydrolysis activity; ABC-type transporter activity; ATP binding. The record is from RefSeq and is a predicted model, not a curated record.
AUGAUAACGUUGACUCGAUCCCAAACGAACGCAAGUUACGCUGGCAUCGAUCCCGAUUCCAAGGAUUUCAGUCUUGACAAAUGGUUGAGAGCGUUCAUCAAGGAUUUCGACGCAGAAGAGCUUAAAGCCACCAGAGCAGGUAUCGUCUGGAAGAAUCUUUCGGUCUCCGGUUCCGGUGCAGCCCUCCAGUAUCAAGAUACAGUCGGCAGUAUUCCAUUGAAGCCUUUUGGGAUGAUUAAGUCUCUAUUCGCAAAAUCCGAGCCAAAGCACAUCCUCCGCAACUUCAACGGCAACAUCAAGUCUGGUGAAUUGCUCAUCGUCCUCGGUCGUCCAGGCUCUGGUUGCAGUACCUUCCUCAAAACACUUUGCGGCGAGUCUCAUGGACUUUCCAUUGAGGAUGGUUCUGAGAUUCAUUACAACGGUAUCAGCCAGAAGCAGAUGAUGAAGGAGUUCAAAGGAGAAGUAGUGUACAACCAAGAGGUUGAUAAGCAUUUCCCGCACUUGACCGUUGGUCAAACCCUCGAGUUUGCCGCUUCCACCCGCACACCAUCGCACCGUAUUCGUGGACUUUCUAGGAAAGAAUUCGCCGAGCACACAGCCAAAGUUAUCAUGGCAAUUUUCGGUCUCAGUCACACUUACAACACGAAAGUCGGCUCUGAUUUCGUUCGUGGUGUGUCCGGUGGUGAGAGAAAGCGUGUCAGUAUCGCUGAAAUGGCUCUCAGUGGAUCUCCUCUCGCUGCAUGGGACAACUCUACUCGCGGUCUCGAUUCUGCUACAGCAUUCAAAUUCGUUGACUCGCUCCGCACUUUGGCAAACCUCGGUGGCUCAGCCCACGCUGUCGCCAUUUACCAAGCUUCUCAGCAGAUUUACGAUCUGUUUGACAAAGCGAUUGUGCUGUACGAAGGUCGCACCAUUUACUAUGGCCCAGCAUCAAAGGCUCGUGCCUUCUUUGAGAAGCAGGGAUGGACUUGCGACAAGCGCCAAACGACUGGUGAUUUCUUGACUGGUCUCACCAACCCAGCUGAGCGCAAAGCUCGUGAGGGCAUGGAGAACAAGGUCCCUCGCACCCCAGAAGAUUUCGAGCGUCUCUGGCAAGAAUCCUCGGCAUACAAGGAAAUGCUGCAAGGCAUAGAAGAACACGAAAAGUCAGUCUCUGGAGAGCAAACGAUUCAGAGCUUCCGUGACAACAAGGGUGAAUUCCAGGCAAACCACACCCGUCUGAAGUCACCAUACAUGAUCAGUAUUCCUAUGCAGAUCAAGCUGAACACAAAGCGAUCUUACCAACGCGUCUGGAACGAUCUUCCAUCGACGACAGCAGCUAUUGGUGUCAACGUCUUCAUGUCUCUCAUUAUUGGUUCAAUCUUCUAUGGUACACCUGACGGUACAGUCAGCUUCUUUGCUAAAGGAGCUGUCUUGUUCUUCGCUGUCCUUCUUAACGCACUCCAGGCUAUGAACGAGAUCAACAGUCUCUAUGCUCAACGUCCAAUUGUCGAAAAACACAAAUCAUACGCCUUUUAUCAUCCAGCCACUGAAGCAAUUGCUGGUAUUGUAAGCGACAUACCUGUCAAAUUUGUUACCAGUGUUGUGUUCGAUGUAAUUCUUUACUUCCUGGCUGGACUUCGACGCGAACCAUCUCAAUUCUUCAUCUUCUUCCUGAUUACGUAUGUGAUCGGUCAAAUCAUGUCCGCUGUCUUCAGAUCUCUCGCCGCCAUCACCAAGACAAUCUCGCAAGCCAUGACACUUGCUGGUGUGAUGGUCCUCGCACUGGUCAUCUACACUGGAUAUGUAUUGCCGCAGCCUUACAUGAAGCCGUGGUUCGACUGGAUUCAUUAUCUGAAUCCGAUCUACUACGCAUUCGAAAUCCUGAUCGCGAACGAAUUCCACGGACGAGAGUUCCCCUGCUCUAAUCUCAUUCCCAACUAUCUCAACAUGGCACCCAACACAUUCAUCUGUUCCAUGACAGGUGCACUUCAAGGCCAAUAUGUUGUGCAAGGAGACCGUUACAUUCAAACUGCCUACGAAUAUACCUAUUCUCACGUUUGGAGAAACUUCGGUAUCAUGAUUGGUUUCCUCAUCGGCUUCAUGAUUAUCUACUUCAUCGCUGUUGAGCUCAACUCUUCGACCAGCAGCACUGCCGAGGUCCUGGUCUUCCGCAAGGGCCAUGCACCCGCUAAUCUCACUGGACAAGUCAAAGAGGGCAACAACGAUGAGGAAGCGGCGGCAGCUGGAGCUGCAGCAUCGAACGAUCACACCGAAGGUGAGGUCGACGCUAUCCCUGCUCAGAAGGAUAUUUUCACCUGGAGGAAUGUGGUUUAUGACAUCAAGAUCAAGGGCGAGCCUCGCAGACUUCUGGACCAUGUUUCUGGUUACGUCAAGCCUGGAACACUUACCGCUCUUAUGGGUGUCAGUGGUGCUGGUAAAACGACUCUGUUGGAUUCUCUUGCUCAACGUACGACUAUGGGUGUCAUUACCGGUGACAUGUUGGUCAACGGAAAGCCCAUCGACGCCAGUUUCCAAAGAGGUUGUGGUUAUGUGCAACAGCAAGAUCUGCAUCUCGAGACAGCUACUGUUCGUGAAAGUUUGCAAUUCAGUGCUAUGCUUAGACAACCCAAAUCGGUAUCCAAGAAGGAGAAGUACGACUACGUUGAGGAAGUCAUUAAAAUGCUGGACAUGGAAGACUUCGCCGAGGCAGUUGUUGGUGUUCCUGGUCAGGGUUUGAACGUUGAGCAGCGCAAGCUUCUUACUAUUGGUGUCGAACUUGCUGCCAAACCCAAGCUUCUCCUCUUCCUCGACGAGCCUACCAGUGGUCUGGACUCUCAAAGUGCCUGGGCUAUCUGCGCCUUCCUCCGCAAGCUCGCCGACGCCGGCCAAGCUGUCCUCUGUACUAUCCAUCAACCUAGUGCCGUCCUUUUCCAGGAGUUCGACCGCCUUCUCUUCUUGGCAAAGGGUGGUAAGACUGUCUACUUUGGUGAGAUCGGAGAGAACUCCAGAACACUUCUUGACUACUUCGAGUCGAACGGUGCUAGACACUGCGAGGACGACGAGAACCCUGCUGAAUUCAUGCUUGAGAUCGUCAAUGCUGGAUCCUCCGGAAAGGGACCUGACUGGCACGAGGUAUGGAAGAAGAGUGACGAGGCCAAGGACGUUCAGAAACAGAUCGACAAACUCCACGAAGAAUCCAGCGGUAGAGCAUCAGAGCGCGAACCUACCAAGGAAGAACUUAGCGAGUUCGCUAUGCCAUUGACCACUCAGAUCUGGGUUGUCACUCACAGAGUGUUCCAGCAGUACUGGCGCAUGCCCCAAUACAUUCUCGCAAAGUGGACCCUCGGUACUGCUGCUGGUCUGUUCAUUGGUUUCUCGUUCUACAAGUCCAACAACUCGACCCAAGGAAUGCAGAACGUCAUCUUCUCGGCUUUCAUGGUUUGCACAAUCUUCUCUUCUCUCGUUCAACAGAUCAUGCCUCUCUUCGUUAGUCAGCGCUCGCUCUACGAGGUCCGCGAAAGGCCCAGCAAAGCAUACUCCUGGAAGGCCUUCCUCCUCGGUAACAUUGUUGUUGAAAUUCCUUACAACAUCAUUCUGGCUGUUCUGGUCUUCGGUUCCUACUACUACGCUGUUCAGGGUAUUCAAACUUCCUUGCAGCAGGGUAUGGUUCUUAUCUUCCUGAUCGAGUUCUUCAUCUACGCCGGCACCUUCGCCCAUCUCUGUAUUGUCGCCAUGCCAGAUGCUGAGACUGCUGCGGCUAUUGUGACCCUGCUGUUCGCCAUGGCCUUGCUUUUCAACGGUGUCAUGCAAUCUCCUACCGCCCUCCCUGGUUUCUGGAUUUUCAUGUACCGUGUGUCACCCUUCACAUACUGGGUCGCUGGUAUCGUCUCAACACAACUUCAUGGCAAGCCGGUCAUCUGCAGCGACGUCGAGACCAGUGUCUUCCAGCCCCCAGCCGGACAGACCUGUGGACAGUACCUGAACAGAUACCUCGAGACCGCUCCCGGCUACCUCCAAAACCCUAACGCGAGGGCAGACUGUGCAUACUGUUCACUCAGCAAUGCAGGCGAGUUGCUUGCCGGCAGCAACAUCUACUACAGCCAAGUCUGGCGCAACUUUGGUAUCUUCUGGGCUUACAUUGUCUUCAACAUUGCUGCAGCAGUCUUCCUCUACUGGGCGUUCCGCGUCAGCAAGUUCAGCUUCUCUGGAUUCAUGGAGAAGUUCAAGUCAAAGAAGGCGCCCAAGCCAAAGGCUGAGCCCCUCGCCGACAACGCAGAAGGCGAGAAGCAGAGAAACCAUGCUGAGCCCUUCUAA